UGUCAUGAUCAUUGCUAUUUCUUAAUUAUCCGCUUAAAAAAUGGAAGAAGUUGAUGAAAUAGUUUUACAUACUCUUCGCCAGGUCGGGUGUGAUUUGGACGAAAUUAAUAGCUUACGAGAAUUCACCACUGAAAAUGCAAUUGAAGGUGUUGUUCGUUGUUUGAAACUAGUCAAUCCCUCUUUAGAACUUUCACACCAUGUUCCUCCUAAUAUGUCGGCUAGAUACAGGCUAGGGUCAGAAUUAGCUACAAUAUGUACAGAAAUGGGUUACAAAGGAGAAAUUGGCUAUCAAACUUUCUUAUAUUCAAAUGAAACUGAUUUAAGAAGAAUAUUUCUUUUUUUAUUUGAAAAGUUGCCUAAAGAAAGUGAGAAGGCAUUAGAUGAACCUUUGGAUAAAACGGCUUUGAUUAUUAAAGAAACACAAUCUUAUUUUUCAAGAUGUUUGAACAUGCCAUGGCUGCCUAACUAUUGUAAAAUCAAUUCUAUUAGUAAUACUUUUUUAUUAAAUAAUCCUUCGUUUUCAGUAAAACUUUAUCGACCAAUAAGUUUAUUCCUUCCUUCAAAUUAUAAGUCUGUGAAAACCAAAAGUGCAACUACACAGUAUUUCAAAAAUAACUUACAAUCGUUACCUCAACAGGCAAAACCUGGACCUGAAUUGAUUUCCUCUUUAUUCGAAACUAAUGCACUUGAUUAUGUAAAAGAGAGUCUUCAAGAGUGGAAUCAAGAUGAUUUAAAUAUUACACUUAAUCGUAAAGAAAUUUCAGCUCAAAAGAAAACAAAAAUUGCAAAACUAAUUGAUGAUUAUUUACUGCAAGCUUUGCAGAAGAAAGAAAUUCAGGAGGGAAUGCGUGAAAUGUUAAGCAAAAACUACAAUGUUCCAGAAUCGCAUGGUUCAAGAUUUACUCAUUCCUUACAGCUUCAAUUUACAUCUGAUAAAAAAGAGAAUUUUAUAGUGGAAGGAGAUUCUCCUGCUAUGAAAAAUGAUACAGAAGAAGAAAAGCAGAAAAAAAGAGAGACUGAAAUAAAAAGUCUUCAAGAACAACUUGAUUCUUUAUUGCAAAAAACUGAAAGCCUCAUACUUGAAAAUAAAAAUUUCGAAGCAUCAUCUCAAAAUAUUGAGGACCUCAUAAAGAAAGAACAAGAAACACUUGACAACAUUAAAGAACAAUAUCGAGUCAAAAAAUGUACGUUGUCACUAUUACCAGAUGCUGAUGCAAAUAUCAAAAAAUUACAAACAUUGAUUGAUGCAAGCUCUCAAAGAUUGGUGGUGUUAGCUAAUCAGUGGGAACAACACAGAGUGCCGCUUAUAGAUGAAUACAGAGAAUUACGAGAGUUAUCUUCCAAAAGAGUCAGCGAGACACAACGAAAGUUAGAAGAAAUAAAAGUACUGAGAGAAAAAAUCAAAAAUCUUGGCAUUGAAGCACGUCAAAAAGAGGAUAUGCACAAACAUUUGAUAGCUGCGUAUGAACGUUUGACUAAAGAUGUUAGCCGCUCUGCUUAUACAAGAAGAAUUAUGGAAAUUGUAGGUAAUAUAAAGAAACAAAAGUCGGAAAUUGAUAAAGUUUUACUCGACACUAGAAAUGUACAGAAAGAAAUAAACAGGUUGUCUGGAAAACUAGAAAGAACUUUCACUGUUACUGAUGAACUUAUAUUCAAAGAUGCAAAAAAAGACGAAGCAAUUCGAAGAGCUUAUAAAUAUGUAGCAUCUUUGCAUGAGAACAGUAGUGCCUUGGUACAGAUAAUUGAAGAAACUGGCUCCAUUGUACGUGAAAUUCGAGAAAUAGAAGAUCAGAUUGAACAAGAAAAUCAAAAGAAAGUUGCUGCCAACCUUGAGAGAAUUACGUCAGACUAUAAACAGAUGCAACAAGAAAAUGCUUCUUUGAUUGCUCAACUUAAAUAGUUAUAAGUGAAAAUUCAGUAUUGUUGAUUGAUUUAUAGAUAUGUUUUUUAUAUUAAAUAGUGAAAUA
Uloborus diversus is the source of this 1967-nucleotide messenger RNA. Its product is annotated as coiled-coil domain-containing protein 22 homolog. NCBI's taxonomy places the organism in Eukaryota, Metazoa, Arthropoda, Arachnida, Araneae, Uloboridae. The record is from RefSeq and is a predicted model, not a curated record. Gene Ontology annotation, biological process: positive regulation of ubiquitin-dependent protein catabolic process. Gene Ontology annotation, molecular function: cullin family protein binding. The transcript has a single exon. The coding region runs from base 41 to 1900 and encodes 619 amino acids.